Pisolithus orientalis is the source of this 1728-nucleotide messenger RNA. RefSeq lists its product as uncharacterized. NCBI's taxonomy places the organism in Eukaryota, Fungi, Basidiomycota, Agaricomycetes, Boletales, Pisolithaceae. The coding region runs from base 360 to 1658 and encodes 432 amino acids. Gene Ontology annotation, biological process: intracellular calcium ion homeostasis; calcium ion transmembrane transport. Gene Ontology annotation, molecular function: calcium:proton antiporter activity. The record is from RefSeq and is a predicted model, not a curated record. Gene Ontology annotation, cellular component: fungal-type vacuole membrane. The transcript has 11 exons.
CAAGCCGCACAGCUCGAUCUUCCGCGUUCGGUAUUCUUCGUUCACUAUGGUCUUGUUCGGGAUGAGAAUUCCUGCGACUUCACUGUUCCGUACCGGUGAUCAUAUUCUAACCGUUACCGGUUCGCCAAGUCAAAAACGCACCACCCCAGUUCAUAGGAAUGUUCUUAAUUGCUCACGUUAUGAAAGUCCAGACUAACGCAUCGUGGCAAUUUGCCACUGCCAUUCACACACACCACCCGAAACUUAAAAGGGAGAACUCUCAGGAAACACCUGUUCCACUCUUCCGCCACCCUCCAACAUGGAUGUAGAGAACAGCGGUGCUGUGUCUAUGCCCAGACGGGGAUAUAGUGAAGCAAUCCAUGGUGGGUCGGUGGGACCGCUUCAGACGUAAGGGGAAGAAAAAUGUAGGCGUCUUGGUGAGCGUCAAGAACAUCAUGACUUGUUCUUGGCUUAAUGUCUUGCUUCUCCUGACCCCGCUAGCAUGGUGGGCUCACUUCAGCGGGCGAUUACAUUAUUCAAUUGUUUUUUCUUUGUGCUUUCUCUCCAUCAUCCCGCAUGAAAAGCUGUUCGACUUCUAUGGUGAACAAAUGCACCUGUACCUUGGCAAGGACGUAGGGGACCUGCUAACCAUCACACUCAAUAAUGUUGUGGAAGCCACGCUUGCAAUCAUCUUGCUCACCAAGUGCAGGUUAAAAUUGCUGCAGUCGACCAUCACUGGUGUUGUUGUCCUACACCUUCUCCUUAUCCCUGGUGCCGCCUUUUUUACGGGCGGAGCGCAGAUUUGGGAACAGGAUUUACACCCUGCCCAUACUCAGCUCAACCAUAGUCUGCUAACUGUUGGCGUGCUAGCUCUUCUGCUCCCCGCUGUUCUCUAUGCUGGAGCAACGAGCGAUUCCGCUUCCAGCUCUACUCCAUCUUCUGAGGUAUUGCAAACAGACUUCUUGCAAAUGAGUCGAGGUCUUGCUGUGAUUCUUCUCUUAAUCUAUAUCGCAUCCCGCAUAUACUACCACAAUCCUCCCGGAAAGGGCCAUAACAUGCUUAGCCACCCCGAUGCACCAGAAGAACUCAGGAAUACGGAAGAUAAACUGGCAAGCACGGAACCUGAAGUCAACCAAUGGGUUUGUCUUGCCUUUCUCGUCGCCAACGUCGGAGUCAUGGCUGCCACUGCAGAGUGGCUUUUGGACAGUAUUGACCCUGUGGUGGAGGCUACAAUCAUGACCCAAGAAUGGUCGGGGAUAGUUCUUCUCCCGAUAGUAUCAUUUUCGGCAGAUGGGGCCAUUGCUGUUGGGUACUUCAUACACCGCAACCUGAGCCGCUUGCUGAAGUUCAGGACGCCUGAUCCACCAACCACCCUGGCCAAGGCUGAGGCCAUCGAUUUGAGCAUCCAAUUCUUACUAUUCUGGACUCCGGUCGUGACUUUGUUGGGCUGGUGGACGGGUAAACCUUUCAACCUCUUAUUUGACUGGUUUGAAGUAGCUUUACUGAUUGGCGCAUGUUUCUUGGUCAACUAUGUAACGCAAGAUGCCAAAACAAACUGGAUAGAGGGCUUUGCAUUGUUGUGCUUCUACACCAUGAUAGUGCUCUGUACCUGGUUCUACAGUGGCCAACCUGCCAUCGCUAGCCUGCUUCUGUGUCCUGGCGAAACUGUGGAGGAAUAGUGCCGACCUCAGCGUCAGGAUUAAACUACCUCUUGAAUGUAUAUACCAUAAUGAUACGCUGAUAUCCUCU